UUUGUUCAUAUUUUCCAUUUCAUGGGAGUAAUGCACCGUGAUCUCAAACCAGAGAAUUUCUUGUUGUCUAGCAAGGGUGAAGGAGCUAUGUUGAAGGCAACCGAUUUCGGGUUGUCUGUCUUUAUCGAAGAAGGGAAGCAAUAUCGGGAUAUAGUCGGUAGCGCUUACUACAUAGCUCCCGAAGUUCUGCGACGUGGUUACGGAAAGGAAAUUGACAUAUGGAGUGCAGGAGUUAUUUUGUAUAUUCUACUUAGUGGUGUUCCUCCAUUUUGGGCUGAAACUGAGAAGGGAAUAUUUGAAGCCAUUCUUCAAGGUGAAAUAGAUUUUGCAAGUGAUCCGUGGCCUUCGAUCUCCAAGAGUGCCAAAGAUCUAGUGAGAAAGAUGUUGACAAUGGACCCCAAAAAACGACUUACUGCUGUACAAGCUCUUGGUCUGUUAUUCUCUCGUAUCUUUGGUUCAGUCCCCCGGAGAUUUUUUCUUUAUAAAACUUUUGAUUCUGAUUCCUUUGAUUAA
Molecule: messenger RNA, 513 nt
Organism: Hibiscus syriacus
Lineage: Eukaryota; Viridiplantae; Streptophyta; Magnoliopsida; Malvales; Malvaceae
Product: calcium-dependent protein kinase 19-like
Exons: 4
Coding region: 22-513 (163 amino acids)
Biological process (GO): protein autophosphorylation; intracellular signal transduction; peptidyl-serine phosphorylation
Cellular component (GO): nucleus; cytoplasm
Molecular function (GO): calcium-dependent protein serine/threonine kinase activity; calcium/calmodulin-dependent protein kinase activity; calmodulin binding
Source: RefSeq, a predicted model, not a curated record